This is a messenger RNA of Symbiodinium natans, 1284 nucleotides long. Lineage: Eukaryota; Dinophyceae; Suessiales; Symbiodiniaceae. The record is from the annotation of a GenBank genome assembly.
AUGGACGACUUCGUGGAGAAGUUUCGCGAAAGAGAGAGGAGGUUUUCCGACCCGCACCUGCGGAACCGAGCCCUUGCUGGUAAAGACGAGAGCUUGGACGAGUGGGCCUCCCGGCUAUGGAAUCGGCUGGACCGGGAUAGAAAUGGCUUCAUCAGCAGCAGAGAGCUGGACUGCCAGGAGUUCCACAGCAUCGUUCGUGCAGCAGUGGCCCCCAUUACAGGGACUUCCACUGGCGGGGCGACCUAUACGCGAAAGCAGGUGAAUAUUGAUGCUGCCAUCCAGCUGUGCCUGCGCAAGGCAGAUCUGAACAACGAUGCGAUUUUGUCAUUUCGCGAGUUCCGGUCUCUGAUGCGGUGCCUACGCAGACCCCACAUGGCUCGGCACACUGCAAACCUGGUCUUUGCGUUGUUCGACUUGGAUGGCAACGGCUAUAUAGGUCGGGAUGAGUUUCACGAACUCUUCGGAUUUCUGCUUGGCCGCAACCCGCGCACGGAAGAGUUCGAGCAGGAGUGGGAUCGCCUCGUGGCUCCAGCUGCCGGCUCGGUCAACCAAGUCGAGUACGUCGACCAACGUACGUACAUCCGCUGGCUGCAGUUGUCCGACGAUCCGAACAUCCGACAGCAAGCGCCAGACUGCGCAGCCAAUCUUGCAGCUCCGCCAGCAAGUCUCCCUGGCAGCCCCUCCAGCUUUGGGACAAUGACCGUGGACCUCUCUGCCACUUUUCCGAGACCCUCCAUGCGAGCACGGCCGAAAUGGAACCAACGGUUCAACUGCUCGAUCAACCCCGGGCACGUCAACGACCAUCGCCCGGCCGGGAUGAGGCAGUACUUCCAGCGGGAGCAGUCCAUGCCGGAGCUUAUUCGAUUCUGGGAAGGGCAUGCCGGCUCGACGUUCCGGAAGCACCUGGACGCCAUGAAGUCCCCAGCUGCCACGGCCCCACCGUGCAAGCUCUUCCCGAAGACUCUGUCGACAGAGGGAGGCAGUCCCAUGACGCUUCCACAACGGCACUCUCCCGGAGGGUCGAUGCGCGAUUUGCUCACUGGGGAGGUUGUCGCCUGGCAGGACUACUGGACACCACCGGCUCGGUAUAGGCGGCCCUUUCACAAACAAGACCGCCCAUUGCUGCCCUUCGAAACCUUCGGCGAUGUGGUGGACUCGAGCAAAAUCGACUCGUCGCCCUCCACGCUUCGGCGCCACAACAAGAUGCUGGCUGCGCGCAUCAAGAGGCGAGAGAAACUCGGUGGUCCCCAGAGGCAGUGCCUACUGGAAGCAGAACCUUGGUAG